AUGAUUAAUAUUGAGUGGCCAUUUUAUACACAUAUGGAUUUUUGUGGUCAAAAAAUGGCUGAACGACUUUUUCAAGUCAUCAUCAGUUUAUUCGGUAUUAUCGGUUUUAUUAUUGGUUAUAUGAUGCAACAAUUUAGUAUGACAAUCUAUAGUGUUCUUUUGGGAACUUUUGUUGCCGUUUUAUUAACCUUACCACCAUGGCCAAUAUAUCGUAAUAAUCCAAUUCAAUGGCAAAAAACUAUUGACUCAAGUAAAGAAAUUAAGAAUAAUUCGAUUAUAAAUUCGUGGAAGAAAGAUAAAUAG
Molecule: messenger RNA, 303 nt
Organism: Rotaria sp. Silwood1
Lineage: Eukaryota; Metazoa; Rotifera; Eurotatoria; Philodinida; Philodinidae
Source: the annotation of a GenBank genome assembly